AAGCAGGAGGCAUCAGAUUACCAUCAAAAGUUGCAAGAUGCAGAGGCGAAGAUCGUUGAGCUCGCAGAAAAUUUGAAGCAGAAGGAAAAGAUGAAUCAAGAUCUCAACGACCAGAAAGAUGAUGCAUACAAGCGCAUGGAGGACAUUCAAAGGAAGGUUGUUGACAUGGAGGCAUCUUUCAAUCAGAGGGAAGCCGAGCUGUUGUCCUCCAAGCAGAGCCUGGAGGAAGAAUAUCGCAAGUUGGAGGAACAGAACUCUUUGUCUUCAAUGCAGUUUCAAAAACUGUGCGAGGAGAGCACAAGGUUGCUGAGCGCGUGUGAGAAUGAGAAAGAUUUGAGGACGAAGCUUGAGGCGGCUUUGCACAUCAAAGAACGGCAGGUCUCGUCUCUGAUGGAGAUGAAUGCGAGAUUGUCUGCAGAUCUCUAUGUCUCGAACCUCAAGGGACCUGGUAUUCCUCCUCUCCGAGAGAACUUCUCUACUGCCACGGAGGCACCACGUGGGACUUCCGAUCUUGAGGGAGGAAUGGAAUCCAGGAUGCAGCCGAGUGCUUGGCAGAAGAAGGAGGACUCGCCUCGUCGCUUCGAGCAAGCACCAGCUCAAGGCGGCGGGUAUCAUGCAGGGUUAUCAUCUCCGUUCCAAGAGUUUCCUCCGAGGUCAAGAGACGAGCCAUCUAGCAUGCUGUACAUGGGCGGAGAGAAGCGAGGCGCCAAUAUGAACAUAUCCUCGACUCUCAAUGCCAGCGCCCACGGGGAGAUGUCAAUGGACAGAAAGCGGUUGAUGGAAGAGAUUGAAAGUUUGAUAUCAUCGUUGCAGACACGAUCAAGUUGAUAACGUCAAGAUGGAUCUUGAUGCUUCGGAUACAUGUGCGCACAUUCAAUAAAUCUCGCUGUCAAUCAUC
Messenger RNA from Guillardia theta CCMP2712, 898 nucleotides. RefSeq lists its product as hypothetical. The transcript has 4 exons. The record is from RefSeq and is a predicted model, not a curated record. Lineage: Eukaryota; Cryptophyceae; Pyrenomonadales; Geminigeraceae. Bases 91 to 828 code for a protein of 245 amino acids.